AUGCUGCCCAAACAACAGUCCUGCACAGAGACGUUCGACGCUUGGUUGUUCUGCUACCAGCUGAGGACCAAGCUUAAGCUUGAAGUUGGUCCUUACCUGCAGUUCGCCGUUUCUGGUUUACGAUCUCCCCAUCGGUUCCCGUGCAAAGAUCGAGUGGGAGCAACCGCCUCCUCCCUCGCCACGGUCCCAUCCCUUCACUGUCGUCAUAGUUUUCGCACGUUCCGGCCUCUUGCCACGGAGAACCUGCCGUGCUGUGAUUCAUUCGGAGUUCGCCGCGACAAACCCGAAAGAAUCCUCGCCGCCGACGCAUCCGUCUGCCUGCGUCACCAUGGAGACGGCAACAGCAUCCGCCUGCGUUUCCCUGGAGACGGAAACAGGAAGCUGAAGCCAAAACCCGAGCGUGAUGCCAGAGUCGCGAGAAAAGGAGGCCCUGAAGGCUUUGAAAAUCCACUGCAAGUUUCUCAUACUCAAGCCUACCUGCUGCACACGGAAGUACUCCCUGACCACACAGGUAAACAGGUGCGCCUUAAACGCCAAGUGAGGCAUCCUUAA
Molecule: messenger RNA, 552 nt
Organism: Knipowitschia caucasica
Lineage: Eukaryota; Metazoa; Chordata; Actinopteri; Gobiiformes; Gobiidae
Source: the annotation of a GenBank genome assembly